CCAGCUGUCGCGCUGUCCCCGCCGCAGCCGCCGGGGGUCCCUGGGCCGCUCGGUGUCCGAAUCGUCCGAGGGUCGCGGGGGGGUCUCGGAGCUGGAGCCGCUCGAGGGGCGGGGGUCGCGGGCCGGGAGCCUCUGCCGGAGCCUCCGCUCGAGGGGAGGGGGCGACAGCGGAGCCCCCCCGGGAACCCCCGGCUCCGACGGCAGCGAGGAGGACCCCAACGGCUACGUGACCCCAAACUGUCACCGGGACCCCGACCCCGCCGCGCUCCCGGUACCGGACCCGGAGGAGGAGUACGAGUACAUGAACCGACGGCCGGGGGGAGCCCCGGGAGCCCCCCAAGCGCUGGAAGAGUUGGGCUACGAAUACAUGGAGGUGGGCUCGGAACCGGGGGGACCCCCGGGAGCGCCCCCGGGCCGGGCGGGGCGGCGGGAGAACGAGGAGGAGGAGGAUGAAGGUGAGGAAGAGGAGGAUUACGAGUACAUGAACAAACAACCGCGGCUCAGCCGCUCCUUGGGCGGCGACACCGGGGGCGGCCCGGGACCCCUCCCCCGAAACCACGGCUACACCGACAUGAGACCGGGCGACACCGGAAUGAGGCGGGGGGACACCCGACUGCGACCGGGGAGCACCGGGAUGCGACCGGGCGACACCGGAACGCCACCGGGCGACACCGGAACGCCACCGGGCGACACCGGCGCGGCCCCGGCGCCGCAGGAGAAUGAGGAUGAGGAGGAGGAAGAGCAAGGCUACGAGGAGAUGGAGGCCGUGACCGGCCCCCGGUGCUGCCCCGGUUGCCGCGGGACCCCCGGGCCGGGCGGGAUGAAGCCCCUGCGGAGUUUGGAAGCCUCGGACUGCGCCUUCGACAACCCCGACUAUUGGCACAGCCGCCUGUUCGCCAAGGCCGACGGGCAGCGGACGUAGGGGAGGGG
This is a messenger RNA of Malurus melanocephalus (red-backed fairy wren), 930 nucleotides long. RefSeq names its product receptor tyrosine-protein kinase erbB-3-like. Bases 302 to 922 code for a protein of 206 amino acids. NCBI's taxonomy places the organism in Eukaryota, Metazoa, Chordata, Aves, Passeriformes, Maluridae. The record is from RefSeq and is a predicted model, not a curated record. The transcript is spliced from 2 exons.